AUGGCCUACAUUGCCUGGAUGUUCGUGGACUUAGACCGUCAGCCUCAAGUGUGUUGUAGGGACUGUUAUCAUUCGCUCCGGUACUGCCGGCUACCCUCUGCCAUGUUGACCCACUGUGCAUGCCGAGCCCUUGCACGGCUUCUUGGGCCAACAGGAUAUCUCCGACAGAGGUGGACGCCUUUGGUCAUCGCUGCAAUCGGCGGGGCUCUCGCGCUGAGCACACCCAUCGCGAGCCAUGCACACUGGGAGACUUUCGGGUUCGGGGAGGCUCACUGCAGGCAACACUUGCCCUUUAUGGUUGCGGGAUUGCCCUUUCAGCUCUCGCUGCUCCUUUUUACGUUUCUCGACAUACAGCUGCCGGCGGCAGCAGCAUCUUGGCUCCGCUACCUUGCGAAUUUGAACUUUUGCAUCAUGGCUUCUCAUCUUUGGAUUUUAAUGUUCUUCGACAAGCAUGCUCCCGAGUUUAUUUCUACUUGGGCAAGUGUGAGAGAGGACGCAGAGGGAAACCUUUUCGCGAUGCAACAACUCUUCGUCAUCUUUGGUGUGGCAGCUCUGUUACAUGCCCUGGUGGCGAAGCCUGUGCAACUGCUAGUUAGAGGAGUGGCAAGGUAUCAAUCUUUAGCGCCGCCGCUCGCGUUUGCUCAUCUGGCACUUUGCUUGCUGACCUGGCCACGCAACUUCAGUCAUUACCCGCUGUUCACGUAUGGUGACAAGCGUCCGGGUGCCGGAUCUUCUGCGCAGUAA
Messenger RNA from Symbiodinium necroappetens, 744 nucleotides. NCBI's taxonomy places the organism in Eukaryota, Dinophyceae, Suessiales, Symbiodiniaceae. The record is from the annotation of a GenBank genome assembly.